Phytomonas sp. Hart1 is the source of this 1314-nucleotide messenger RNA. NCBI's taxonomy places the organism in Eukaryota, Euglenozoa, Kinetoplastea, Trypanosomatida, Trypanosomatidae. The record is from the annotation of a GenBank genome assembly.
AUGACUGAAAGUUCUUCUAUAAAGGAUUGUAUUGAUAAACUAGAACAAUACACGAACUUAAGUCAUGACCUUUUUGGUAGGCCCCAGAAAAUGGCAGUGGCCGGGGACUACCUCUACUGGACGCAAGGAAAAGAGCAAAAGCUUUACCGAGUUCUUAAAGAUAAGCUAGACAAUAUUGCACAGCCUGUGAUUGACGAUAAGACCACAUUAUCGAACAAAGAGAACGCAAAGCUGACUAAAGAAGAGGAACUACUUCGGGAGCGCACUCGUCAAAUCACAUCGGGCGUCUCUUCUUUUCGGGUACGUGAGACCGAUCAUACCAUUUUUUAUUUUAUCGGCUUGGAUUUUUUUAUCUACUACACACAGGGCCCGCGCGCGCACAAAGAGCCCUUGAAAGUAUUUUCUUACAUCUCAAAAGAAGACAAGGCGCGUUAUACGGACACUUUGGCCACCGAGCCGAACUUGUGCGUGCAGUUCACCGAAAAAGCCCCCAAUUCCGGCGAGGACCCCCUCACCACAUUCACCUUUGUCCAUCAAAACAACCUCUACAUCGGGAAGUUGACCGAGGAUCCCGCGAACGACGCGGCGCCGCUCGCGCUUUCCCUUGAGCAGGUCACCCACAUCGGCGAUGAGGCGCAUCAGUGCGGCCUGGCGGACUACAUCAUGCAGGAGGAGUUCAGUCGCUAUACCGGGCAUUACGCCAACGAGGAGUAUAUCAUCUUUACCUAUACCGACUCGACCAUUAUGCGGCAGGUCCUCUUACUGAAAGGGGAAACCGACGACGAGGGCUUGGAGGAUGACGGGGUGGAGCGGAUGGCCUAUUCCCGCGUUGGCGAUCCCAACACGCUCACCACCAUCGUGGUCUACGAGCGCCGCACCCGCGCCAUGCGCUACGUCCCCGCCAAAGCGCUCGACGCCCUCCAGCUCGAUGGCGGGGUCGAGUACAUCCCACGCUUCGGCUUCAAGGGCCCCGCCGGGAUUUAUCUCUAUUUGCUGAACCGCACUCAAGAACACGCGGUGGUGGUGUCCGGCCCGAUCCACGCCCUGCCCGUUAUCGAUGAGGCGGGCUUGCAAGGGUUGUAUGCCUCCUCUGGUGGAGACCCCGGCGCCGACGCCUCGCGCGAGAUCCCCUGGACGCGGGAGUGGAGCCAGCAAAUCCCCUGGGGCCUGGGGUCCAAGUGGGCUACGGCGAUCCGAUCAGCUUUGGCGAGGCCUACGACAUCGCGGCCUUCGCGGCGGUGGAGAGCCCGACGGCGCACACCCACCUCUACGCCCGGCCCGCCGGGGCAGGCGAGGCGGACUGGCGGCCGCUGA